Drosophila yakuba is the source of this 1553-nucleotide messenger RNA. RefSeq names its product SPRY domain-containing SOCS box protein 3 (gene SP555). The coding region runs from base 1 to 912 and encodes 303 amino acids. Gene Ontology annotation, biological process: proteasome-mediated ubiquitin-dependent protein catabolic process. Gene Ontology annotation, cellular component: SCF ubiquitin ligase complex. NCBI's taxonomy places the organism in Eukaryota, Metazoa, Arthropoda, Insecta, Diptera, Drosophilidae. The transcript is spliced from 3 exons. The record is from RefSeq and is a predicted model, not a curated record. Gene Ontology annotation, molecular function: protein binding.
AUGUCUGAUGUGGAAGUGGAUCCACAGCAGGCUCACCCCCAUCCAAUGGUGGCGAUUGCUCCGAGGAGACGUCGUCCAGGCGGCCGACGAGGAGGAGGAGGAGUAGGAGGAGGUUUGCAGACCGGUACAAUGGAUGCAGCUACGUCCUCGUCGCCGCCACCCCGUUUCUGUCCGCUGGCCGAGGGCGUCGAGGACAACUGGACGUGGAGCAAGCGGCAUCGCUCCAAGGAAGUAGUGCUCAGAGGCCCCAACUCGCGGACCGUGCACUUCCAUCCCAACUGGAGCAAGGGCACUGCCGGUGUCCAGGGCAAAAGAUCCCUGAACAACGGACGAUAUUACUGGGAGCUCCAUGUCUCGCAGCGGGUCUUUGGCACCUCGAUAAUGUUCGGUAUCGGUACCAAGUCCGCCCGGCUCCAUGCCAACGCCUUCCGGAACAUGCUGGGCGAGAACGAGCACGGCUGGGGAUUGUCCCACAAGGGCGUGCUCUGGCACAAGGGCGUGGCUCUGCUGUACACGAAGCGCUUCCGCGAGAAUCAGCCCACCCAGAUCGGAGUGCUCUUCGAUGGCAUCGAGGGCACACUCACCUUCUACAAGGACGGCAAGUGCCUGGGCGUCGCCUUCCGUGGAUUGGAUCAGAUUGAUGAGCCCUUGUACCCCAUUGUAUGCUCUACUGCCGCCAAAACGGAGAUGACCCUGAAAUGCACCAGGAGGGAGUUCGUCAACCUGCAAGAUCGCUGCCGGGCGGUAAUCAUGCGGCGGGUGCGGAGCGCAUCGCAACUGGAGAAGCUGAAGCUACCGCUGCCCAUCGCCGACUAUCUGAGAGAGGUGAUCGAUGAGAAGGAGCCACUGCGUCAGGUGAAUCAGCUGGAGAUGUGCAUUAUGAAUUACGAUUUGUAUGAGGCCCGUGAAUGAAUUAAGUGCCAUCACAUAUUGGAGUGUGCACACGUCUCCCAGAAGAUGCAGUGGCGCCUCUGGGACGUUUGGUGCAUUUCCCGUAGUAGUUAAGCAUCUGGAAUUAUCAAGUGUGGAUAAUCCGACAUUUUAAUUUGACUUCAUUUGUAGGAAAAAUGUGGGGAAAUAGGCCAAUUCGGUGCAAUAUUUGUGAUAUAAGAAAUGAGAGUACGAGUAUAUGGAAACGUGUUUCUGGGCUUCAAGUGCUUGGUAGAUAACCGCAAGAUAAGCUAGAGCUAAGCAUAUUUUUCGGUACAGACGAGUGUGAAAUCUAGUCAGAAAGAACACGCUGCUAAACUAAUUUUGUAAAUUUGCGGACAGCAAUUAAUGCUUAAGUACUGUAAUGUAACAAAAUGGAAAUGUGUCUAGUCAUAAAUUGCAAAUAUAGCAAGUGUAAUUUAGUAAAAAUGAUUUAUGUAUAAUGGUUUAAGUAGAUUUUUGUUUCUGUUUAUAUAAAUUACUACACAUAAUGUAAUUGGUACAUGACAAAACAGACAAAUAUUAUGAAAAUGAAAUUCGUAAGGAGCGCUCAAAACAAUUUGGCGAUAUUAAUUUGCAAUUGUCACUUGAAUUUACAUAAAUAAACAUAAAUUUACUAACUA